Messenger RNA from Ruditapes philippinarum (Manila clam), 1989 nucleotides. RefSeq names its product microtubule nucleation factor SSNA1-like. The record is from RefSeq and is a predicted model, not a curated record. Lineage: Eukaryota; Metazoa; Mollusca; Bivalvia; Venerida; Veneridae. The transcript is spliced from 3 exons. Bases 133 to 486 code for a protein of 117 amino acids. Gene Ontology annotation, cellular component: ciliary basal body; centrosome.
UGAGUUACACAACGUAUGAUGACGUAUACACACUUCCGUAACUUAUAAACAAAAAAUUUAAUUCUGUCGAGACAAGUUUGAAUUAAAAUCGUUCUGUAAUAAUCAAGCAUUUGUUUUGUUAUACACUGAAAAAUGUCACAACAAGGUGCAGCCUUGCAGAGUUAUAACAAUGAGCUUGUAAAGUGUAUAAAUGACCUGUGUGGUAAAAGAGAUGAGCUCCAUAAACAGAUCAUGCAAGAGGAAGAGGAGAAACAAAAGCUUCAAAAUGACAUUAGAAUAUUAACUGAGAGACUUGCCAAAGUAAAUGAGAGUUUAAGUAAAAAGAUGGCAUCAAGAAAUGAGUUUGACAAAACUAUAGCUGAAACUGAAGGGGCCUAUAUGAAGAUUUUAGAAAGUUCACAGACUUUGUUGAAUGUCCUCAAAAGAGAGUCACAGAGUUUACGUGAAAAAUCCACAGUCAAAUCGAGCGGUACUGCGAUGUCUUGAUAGAAUAAAGCAUUUCAAAAAUAAAACCAUUGUGAUAUAAACUAUUCUAUAUUUGAAUUUUUCAAUAUGUUCAGAGAUUUACAUUUUGGUUUUCUUGAAAAAAUAUAGAUUGAAUCACAUGACAUUUUGGAGUAUAGACACUUGAAUGGUUUAUAGUUCCAGUUUUUUAGAAAAAGCAUUAGAUCUAUAGGUAAUUCUUUUAAAACAAAAAUGAAUUAUAAAGAUAGAAAAAAUCUUUUUAUAUACACAUUUUGAUUGAGAUAUUUAUAUGUUUAACAUAUUGCAGAGUUGAUUUUACAUACAUUAAUUAAUACAAUAGUCAAUCCAUGUUUUAGGCAAUAAGCUUGUAAUGCAGGGACAUAAAUAGAUGUGCUAAUGAUAUAGUAAAAACUUUUUGCCGAGUUAUUUUUGUUUUAACUGAAUCUUAUCCAGAACACUUAACUUCUUUUUUGUAUUUUAGGGUCAAGUCAAAUCAUUUGAAAUUAUAUAUUUGAUAAUUAUUUUAUUGUAAUUUUUAAUGAAUAUUAUCUCUCAAAUAUCAAUGUUAAGGCUUAAAGAUUUUUUUUCCAAUGUCCGAGAAUUAUUAAAGAGAUUUUUUCUCAAGAUUAACUCAGGUGCUAUUAUUCAAAUUUAUAUUUUAAAUUUACAAAGAUUUCCUCAGAUUCCGAAUUUAAAUUGGGCAAAUCCAUAUAAAUUUAGCAGUGUUACGAUUUAAUCAAGACAAUAUUAUUACUAUAUGUGCCUUAGCCCUCACAGUUUUUUGCUGUGUCUCUGUUACAACAAUGAUAGGUUGAUUAAUAACCAUUUUACAGCAGAAAUUUAUCAACACUGCUGUAUUUUCUAACCUUUGUUUAAAGUGCCACUUAUAUAAUUAGUGAAGUAGGUUGGUAGUUUAACCUUUACAUGUAACCUUUUGGCUGAUACAGAUAUGAGCAGUGUCAUGACAAAACCAACAUAGUGGGUUUGCGACCAGCGCCUCCGCGCAGUCUGAUCAGGAUCCAUGCUGUUCGUUAUCAGUUUUUCUACUUGUAAUAGAGUUGGUUAGCGAACAGCAUGGAUCCUGAUCAGACUGUGCGGGGCGCAGGCUGGUCUUGAUCCAUGCUGGUCGCAAACGCACUAUGUUGGUUUUGUCAUGACACGGCUAAUUUUUUUUCCCUGUAACUAGUGCAGACCAAGAUCAUCUGGUACAUAAAUGCUGUCUGAUCAUGGUCUACACUGUUUACUAUUCAGUCAAUACUUACUUUUGAAAGUUUUAUCUAAAAAUGAAAGUAAGAAAAGGUGAUGAGCUAAUUGAAUGAUGGAUAAGUACAUUUUUAUGUAAUUUUAAGAUAUUCAGUGUACAUGUAGUAAGUUAGAUUUAUAAAUGUUUGUCUUUUAGAUUUUUUUCUCGUGAGAAAAUUUAAUGGAUCACUCUAAUUACUAAGCUAAACUAUCAACAAUUGCAUCAAAAUAUUUUCUAUAGUAACUUAGUUAGUUAGUUAAGAUUAUGAUGAAAAAAAAACC